AUGUCAUCGAAGAAAUUCUACAGCGACUUGGCCUUGGCCAAGGCUGCCUCCUUCGGCCAUGUAUCCAACAUCCGUCGAGGCGAACUGGAAGAUGGAAUAUCUUUCUUGUUUUCUGUUGAGGCUCUGGAACUUGCCGUCAACAUGGAAUUGGUUAUUCGAGACAUCACCGAGUACACGAAGAGCGCCUCAUUUAUGCUCAUCACAUCCUACGAAAAUCCCGGCGAGGCCGACGUCUCCAAGAAUCUUCAGGCGCUCUCGAACGAUAUUCCUGCCAAUGGAACCGUUAGCGAAAUUCUGGCUUUCCUGUCCGACUCUCUUUUGGCGGCACUGACGACACGACUUGACGAAAUGGACGUCAGCCAAGCGUCCGACUUCGACGAUUCCUCUGUCAUGGAUCAGGACUACCACGAUGAGUGGGACGACCCGCACGCGGCCACGGACGGAUUUGGCAAGCCCAAUACUCAUCUUGCUGAGAUCCCUGACAACGCCAAGCUGGGAAGCAUCAAGGCUGUGGGCGGGCAAGAGCUCAAACGUGCGCUUUCCAAGGCAAAAACAGCGAAGCUCAUAGUCGGACUUCUGCCGGCCGAGCACCGGCAGUUUCCCCGGUUCAUAUCACUUGCUGUUCGAGUCUCGGCCCUCGGACUACCCUCAGAUGUCCUUGAAGCCUGGGGCCUUAAGUCGACCGAGUACUUGGUCCUCUUGAUUCACUUUGCCAACGGGUAUCCCGAGCUUGCCAAAUACGAGGCUCUCCCUGAAAAGCAACUGGAUGUGCAGUUUCGGUUCGGCAAAUGCGCCAUCCCCAAGCCGUCCCAACAAGCUGCUACUCAGGCCUUUUUCGGAACCGCGGAUGGGACGCAGCGUCGUUCCACUACGUCAAAUGAUCCUAAACCCAACGAAGAUGAAAGCACGCAGGUGUCCGCUUUCCUCGUAAACCACAUGUCAGCACCCAUCAAUAGGCAACUGAAUCAGGACCUGCAUGGGCUCCUGCGCCUAAGGAGACGACAUCGCAUGUCGUGGAGCGCGGUUCAAAAGUUGCUAUCCCACUCGCAAAAUGACUCCUGCGCUGAGUUUCAGCCUAUGGACUUGGACGAAGAGGCCAUUAUUAGCAACCGGGUUCCUGAGGCGCUGCAGGUCGACUACGCGCUCGACGAUGAGGAUCAGGUGAGCCUCCCGUUGGUGGCAAUGCAGUUUGCACUUCGGCAGCUUGUUCGUUGCACUGAGCUUUGCAUGGCGUGCCACGAGGCCAUGGGCGAGGGCCUUGGGUCGGGAUCACUGAAACCAUACGUUUGCGAGAAGCCUCUCUGCUUGUACCAGUACCUGUCCCUUGGCUUCGGUCCGAGCAUUGAGCACGAAAUCAUCAACAACCCUCUUGUCGUUGACGUUUUGGUAUCCCUAGCCUACUCGGCGGUCAUAUCUGGGAGAAUCCGAGACUUUCCUCUCGCGCUUUCUGUAACAGUCCCGAACCUCAACAAGCCCCCGAAUUGGUCGAACGCGGAGCUGCCGCUCACGUCAGCCAUCAGCCUUUGCGAAGUCAUCAACCGGCCACGCGACUUCGUUUCCUCGACGCCGCAUUAUGUUAUCAAUCGAAUCGACUGGGUCCAAUGCCGCUAUCUGUUCUUUCCAUUUACCCAGGCUGUAUCCACGGCCGUCAGCGAGUGGAUGGCAGCCCUGAAGAAGCAGGAGUUGGACGAUUCCGUUCCACAAGCGCCCGAAGCACAAUUGUUCGACAUGCUUUCCAGGCCGGUCCUGGUGCCGUGGCAAGCGAUACCGCCCGAGAGGCGUUCCCAGUUGCGCAGAAAAUUCGGCGGCGCCGAGCACGCGGAAGAGGUCAGCUAUGGAGAUGACGGCCGCAAUGAAUGGGGCGGCGACGACCUGGAGCUACUGGUGGGCUGCGACUCUGCGACCGAGUGCCCGAGAAAAGGGGAGACGGAACCCCAAAGCCCGGUCCGAACUCCGUCGAGAGAAACAAAGGUAACGCCAUACUUCCCUGGCACACUCGAUCUAAGCUCGAUCCCCAAACUGCCCGAGCCGUCGUGGGCUACUUCCUCCCGUCAAGCCCUCCAGGUCUUGAAUCGAGAGGUCAAGGACAUACAUCGGAUUCAGUCAAAGACCGCAUUCGACGAGCUGGGCUGGAGUGUAAACACGGAGGCGAUUGACAAUAUCUUCCACUGGAUUGUUGAGCUGCACAGUUUCGACACUUCGCUGCCCCUGGGCCAAGACAUGAUGCGCAUGGGCGUUUCCAGCAUCGUCUUGGAGAUUCGCUUCGGCGCCGGCUUCCCCAUGUCGCCGCCUUUUGUGCGAGUUGUUCGGCCUCGGUUCUUGCCAUUCUCCAAGGGCGGUGGCGGUCACGUCACAGUGGGCGGCGCCAUCUGUUCAGAGCUGCUAACCAACUCUGGCUGGUCGCCAGCUUUGAGCAUGGAGAAGGUCCUUUUGCAAGUCCGAUUGGGACUAUGUGAGUUGGACCCCGCGGCCAGGCUGGACACGACGAUGCAGGGCAGGGACUAUAACAUCUUUGAGGCUGUCGAGGCGUACAAACGGGCUGCCGCCGCGCACGGGUGGCGGGUUCCGGCCGAGAUCCAGGCGAUGACACUGGCUUGGCUUGAGGCACCUGCUCACAACUGA
Messenger RNA from Purpureocillium lilacinum, 2622 nucleotides. RefSeq lists its product as uncharacterized. The record is from RefSeq and is a predicted model, not a curated record. Lineage: Eukaryota; Fungi; Ascomycota; Sordariomycetes; Hypocreales; Ophiocordycipitaceae.